AUGGCGCAAAUUGAUGUUCUCAGAGCAGAUCCGGAGACUGCAGAACGGAAAGCUUUGGGAGAUGGCAUCGGGGAAGAUGUCCUUGAACAGCUCGUUUUUGAGAGCCGUCUCCCCUGGCCCGGGCUCGAGGUCCGUGGCGGUGGCUGCAGGCUCCUCCGAGAAUCAGGGCCAAAGGAUCUCAGGUUUUUUCAUAGUUACAAAGACUCAUCUAAACCUCAGCUGUUCCUGAAGAGAGACAUUUUCAACGCAAGCAGCUGUUAAACUCCGAGUUGGGUGAAAAAUACAGGAUGGAAGGAGGGUGCAGGAUGGCCCCCAGAACUCACGGAAAUACUUGCAGAAUGUAGUACAUCCCUGAUUCUAGUUAUUGGUUUGCUGUCCAGUUUCCCACUGGCCUGUCACCUGCUUGCGGGGGACUUACGCUGCUUUUGUGGCACGUGCACCGGGCGCCUGCCAUGCGGUGGGGCACAGUCAGCACUUGUUGAAGGGACGACACAGAGGUGCGGUGGCAGCCAGCUGCCCCUGCCCAGACCCAGGCUCUUUGUCUCUUUCCCCUGGCAGGGUGGGGGUACUCGCCCUCCUUUUUAAUUUGGAAGAUAAUCUCCCCCUUAUCUCAGCAUUCUCUAAAAUUCAUUUUAUAUCUAUAAUCAAUGAAUUCGCUAACACGAUAAAGAAAUGAUAUGUAUUUUCCACAUUUACUGGGUGAGAUUCUUGGGUUUGUAGCCUGAUGUUUAAAACAGGGCUGCCAUUUGUGUCUAACUCACCUCUGUCAACGUUUCUCCUGUUUGCCGUAUCAGCAACACCCUCCACAGCCGUGGGGAUGUCAGUGGGCUUUGCUGACGCCAUGCUGUGGUCUUAUAAGAACCACUGAUCCUGGCUUCUGGGAACUCUGACACCACAUCAGGCUGCUGCAUUUAAAAUCCUGCACUACCAAGAACUUCAGCUGAGGAAUGUUCGUACUCGGCCUUAAACCCCCUUCUGUUCCUCUGAAACUGAGCACAAAGCGGAAUUUCGGUGUCUGGAUCGUUGCCUCUUCUGACUUCCAACCUGCUUUCUCCAAAAAAGACUUGCCUAGGCUGUCAAUCUUUUUUAUUUUCAUACAUUAGCUCAAAGACGGAGUUUUCCCUUACUGGGGGUUGGCGUGUGUUACAUGCAUGCGGUCUGAGGGCUGGGGUCGCUCACCCCGAGGGAUGGUCGCACAAUGCUCAGUAGUAACAAUCUUUUUACAUAAAAAAAAAAAAUUAAGCAGAAAAUACAGGUUCUCAAUAGCUCAAAUGAUCUCUAUCAUUUCUAUCUGCAGAAUUAGAAUUUACUCCUACAAAUGAUUUUCAAAAAUCCUAUUUAAGAUAAAUAGUAUAAAAAUAAACAAAUCUGUUAUUUUAUUAUAAAUGAAGUAUAUUUUAUGACACUUUUUACAUCCUGAAGGAGCAGGAAAACUACACACGCACUGUCCACGAUUGAAGCUUCAUGGCAUCACAGAAAGCUCCUCCGUACAGGGCGAGGCACCGCUCACUCCUGGUGGGUGGUGCAGAGCACGGACCUCAUCGCGCUAUAUAUAUAUCUGCAGCAAGAAUGGGUGUACUGUUAAGAAAAAAAGACAAACUCAGAAUAAAUCACAAACACACCCACCCACACCCACCUACUGGCAGCCUGUUCAGUAGUUAUUUGUACUUUGCUUAUUUCUAAGACUGCCCUGCACCCCCUUGGCGGACAGUUGGGGUUCCGUGAUGUGGCUUCUCUGCCUCUAGGACGGGUCAUGCUACCACAUUAGCACUGCGGCCCCUGCAGGCUGGAGAGCUCUUUGCGGGGGGCAGGAGGUCUGCUCUGCGCAUGUGGGAUGUUUAGCCCCUGCCCUGGCCCCUCCGUCCCCCACCAGGUGCCAGGAGCACCCCUCCACCACCUCUGCCUCCACCAGACAGGUCUCCGCACAGCACCCAGCAUCCCCUCGGCCCCUGGAGAACUACUGGCCUGGGCUAUGAGACGGGGUCUAGGUGUUCCCAGUGCUGCUGCUGCUGGGGGAGACCCUGCUUGUGAAGAGCAGGCAGAACAACCAUGCCCAUAACCACCCCAUAACCACCAUAACAGCCACAAGAGCAACACAAGCAAAAUGCAAACAACCAGCCACCGCCCGAGCUCCCUGUGCGCCCAGCGCCGGGUGCAGACAAUUCCUUCUUCUCCCGCCAGCCCGCCAGCACAGCCCCCGAUUGUGCAAGCGAGCCCUGACUUGCUCAGAUCGUCCAGCCAGUAGGUGGGGGGCAGUCGGUCAGCUCCUGGAGCCCAGGCCCGGCCAGUGGCAGGGCCCCCCCAGGGGCCUCUGAGAAAUGAGGUGCUCCUUUCAGGGGACGCAUUCUGGCCUCCCUGGUAGCAGUCGGGGGAAAAACUACAAUGUACUAAACCCAGACCUGCAAAUCUGUUAGGCUUAGUUUGAACAAGGCACUUAACUAAAAUAUGUUGGCUAAGUGAAAGCUUCCCAGAAAAAUA
This is a messenger RNA of Manis pentadactyla (Chinese pangolin), 2478 nucleotides long. RefSeq names its product methyltransferase like 24 (gene METTL24). NCBI's taxonomy places the organism in Eukaryota, Metazoa, Chordata, Mammalia, Pholidota, Manidae. The record is from RefSeq and is a predicted model, not a curated record.